AUGUUCAACCCCAAGAAGGUUGUCCUCUGGGCACUUCUCUUGGGCUCCUUCGUUCACAAUGGGGAGUCAUUGCCUGCGGAUCCUGAGAACCCUUUGAGGCAUCUCAGGCGAAGCAACACGCCUUCUCGCAGCACCGUGCCAACUCCUACCAUAGCGACCUCCACCCCAACGGUGCCUCCCAUCAGUCCUACGGCGCCACCCAGCUGCCCUCCAUGUCCUCAGGUUCAGUGUCCCCAAUGCCCCUCAUGCCCCCCGGGCCCGCAGUGCCCUCCGUGUGCUCAAGCUACAGCUGCUGUCACGGUAACUGUUUGCGAGCCUUGCCCGACUGGCGUUCCUGGAGGCAUUGGUCCUGGAGUUGGCCCUAGCAGCGUCGGUCCCAGCGUCGGUCCUACUGGUGUCGGUCCUAGCGUUGGCCCCAGUGUUGGCCCCAGCGUUGGUCCUACUGGCGUCGGUCCCAGCGGAGGUCCCAGCGGAGGUCCCAGCGGAGGUCCCAGCGGAGGUCCCAGUGUCGGUCCUGGUGGUACAACCACAAUCAUAUUGACAUCUUACACCACGACAGCGGUUGUAGUUCCCCCAACUGCUACGACUACCGCCCCAUCAGUCAGGCCUACAACUGUGUCAACGCAGACAGAGCAUGUUUCAACUACCACGACCCCAUCUGUUAUGCCAGGUAUUUCGACUGCUACGCCAUCUUCUGUCUCCCCUGUCACUACAACAAAGCCCGCUACGCCAGCGCCUUCAACUUCUACUGCACACUCAGCUACGAUUUCUUUCACUUCCUCCGCUUCUUCGGUAUCCCCCACGAUGCCUACCGCUCCUUCCACUACUGUGUCUACUUACUUCCCUCUCUACUACUCUGCCUGCUACGACAACCGCCCCCUCGGUAUCCCCAACAGCGCCUACCGCUCCUCCUACAACUAUCCAUACCACGACAACCGCCCCCUCGGUAUCCCCAACAAUGCCUUCCGCUCCUUCGACUACUAUACAUACUACGACUACGGCCCCUCCAGUAUCCCCAACAAUGCCUACCGCUCCUUCGACUAUACCGACUACGAUUACGACUUCUGUGGUAUCUCCUACAAGACCCAGCACUACUCUCUCUACCACUAUUCCUGCUACGACCACAGUUUCCUCGGUAUCCCCAACAAUGCCUACGAUUCCUCCCUCGACUACUAUACCGGCGACUACAACUACGGCUUCCUCGGUAUCUCAAUACAAGGCCUAGUCUUCGCCUUUGUCAGUAUUAGGACUCGCGAGGCUACCGCGAUUGACACUGCUGGUUGCGGUGAUGGAUCUCGUUUCCAUGCUUGGACGUGGACUUUUGCCGUCGGCACCAGAAUGGUGUACUGGAUGCAUUUCACCACUGGAAGAGAUUCGUGA
Molecule: messenger RNA, 1380 nt
Organism: Aspergillus terreus NIH2624
Lineage: Eukaryota; Fungi; Ascomycota; Eurotiomycetes; Eurotiales; Aspergillaceae
Exons: 4
Coding region: 1-1380 (459 amino acids)
Source: RefSeq, a predicted model, not a curated record